Messenger RNA from Dendronephthya gigantea, 1855 nucleotides. Its product is annotated as phosphoethanolamine N-methyltransferase 1-like. The transcript has 11 exons. The coding region runs from base 232 to 1719 and encodes 495 amino acids. Lineage: Eukaryota; Metazoa; Cnidaria; Anthozoa; Malacalcyonacea; Nephtheidae. The record is from RefSeq and is a predicted model, not a curated record.
GUGUCCAAACUACGUAGGAAAAUAACAAGGCAGUAAAAAUACGUGGAGUGAUAUAGUACAUUAGUACAUAAUAAACAGUGGAAUAUCGACCUAUAUUACCCUGUACUUUUGGAACAUGUAGUGCUACAUUGUUGCCAUUCGUCUUGCAAGAUUGUAAUGGAAUUAAAAUAGAUUUUUGGUGAAUGAUUAAAAUAAUAACUUUGCUAUCCAUCCUCAGAACCCACCAAGAACAUGGAAGAAACCAGACAGGUGAUGUCAUCCUAUUGGACUGAACAUUCUAAAAAACAGAGCAUUGAGGAAAUGAUGCUGGAUGAAGAUGCAAGUAAAAUAACACAACAUGAACAUCCUGAAGUUUUGAGUCUUCUUCCCAACCUCAAAGGAAUGAAUGUGUUGGAAUUAGGAGCAGGAAUUGGGAGAUUCACAGGUGAUCUUGCCAGGAAAGCAAAGCAUGUUCACGCUGUCGAUUUUAUGGAGGCGUUUAUCACAAAGAACAAAGAAACAAAUGGUGAAAAGUACGCCAACACUUCAUUUGAAUGUGCUGAUGUACUUAAACUAAAAAUACCAAAACAAAGUGUGGAUGUGAUUUUCUCCAACUGGCUUCUUAUGUAUCUCUCGGACGAAGAGAUCCAAGUUUUAGCGAAGAAAAUGUUAUCAUGGCUGAAGGUCGAUGGUCAUCUCUUCUUUCGUGAGUCAUGCUACCAUCAAUCUGGCAACAAAAAACGUGGAGAGAAUCCAACAGAAUAUCGAACACCAAUGCAAUAUGUGGAACUGUGCGAGGCUGUCCAGGAGGAGGAUGAAUUAAAUGCCGGAAAGUUUUAUGUCCUAAACCCAAUCUUUGGGAAAUCAGUUGAAGCCUACAUUGCACAUAAGAACAACAAGAAUCAAUACUGUUGGUUGUGGCAAAAGAGCACUCGGGAUGAGGGCGAAAGAUACACACAACUUCAAACUUUCCUGGAUAAAAAUCAGUACACAACUCAUGGUAUUAAACGAUAUGAAAAGAUUUACGGCAAAGGCUUUGUCAGUUCAGGAGGACAGCAACUUGUCGAGGCACUUUGCAAGAAACUUAAUCUUAAAUCAAAGGAUCAUGUGUUGGACAUUGGUAGCGGAAUGGGAACAACAGCAUUUUAUAUGGCCAAGAUAUAUGGCGUUUUUGUGACCGGAAUCGACGUGUCUUCAAACCAAAUCAACUUGGCAAUGGAAAGAGCAAAUAACGAGAAAAAUGAACAGGUCCAUUUUGAGAUCGGAGACGUAACUCAUCGGAACUACAAGCCUAGCUCGUUUGACGUGAUAUACAGUAAAGAGGUGUUUUUGCAUAUCGCUGAUCAAAAUGCUUUGAUCAAAUCAUGUUAUAAUUGGUUGAAGCCAGGCGGUAGACUGCUUAUCACUAACUACUGCUCCAGUGGAAAAAAUCCAACUUCAGCAAGGUUCCAGUCCUACGUCAGUGAAAGACAAUAUCAUUUGGUUGAUGUAGAAACUUUGGGAAAGUAUUUUAAAGAAGCUGGCUUUGAAAAUGUUGAAGCGAAUGACACAACGGAACACUUCGUAGAAGUAUUGGAGAAUGAAUUACAUGCGUUCCAGGAAAAUAAAGAUGAAUUUCUUCAGGAGUUUUCACUGGAGGAUUACUACACGAUCGUGAACGGUUGGACAGACAAGUUACUGCGAUGUAGCGAAGGAGAUCUUAAAUGCGGGGAAUUCCUUGGAAUAAAACCGAUACGAUAAAUCUAAGAUUUUAGAAUCACACGAACAUCUUCCGAUGUUUUUAGAUGAAUUGACAUUCCUUAUCAUUGGUUUACAAAAAGAUUCAACUACCUUUGAAGAUAAGCACGAUUCAUUAUAGUUUUUUAAAUCAUUUCCA